This is a messenger RNA of Ostertagia ostertagi, 828 nucleotides long. The record is from the annotation of a GenBank genome assembly. NCBI's taxonomy places the organism in Eukaryota, Metazoa, Nematoda, Chromadorea, Rhabditida, Trichostrongylidae.
AUGCAAAGGAAUACGUCGAAAGUGAGCUCAAAAUCAACGCCCAACUUGAACAGAGGAAGCCAAACCACACCGAAAGGCAGGAGAGAUCCAGUACGAAGUUCAGAAUGGAAACAAGACAAACAACGCGAGCACCAGCACUGCAACAAACCUGGACACCCACCGAAAAGUUGUCCUGAAGUGACCACGCUCAGUCAACGCCUUCAGAUUAUAAGGACCAGAAAACUUUGCAAAAAUUGUGGAGGGGAGAAUCACCUCGCAAUGAGAUGUCCCAGAGGAGCCUGCCGCGCCUGCGGAGUAACUGGACAUCAUACUUCCAUCUGCACCAAACUAUUCUCGACGGAGACACCUAGGACGCCCCAACAAGACAGAGCAACUAAGAAGAUACCAGCCAGAUCUCCAUCACAGCCUACGGCUGCAAAGAUGAAUGCAGUCACGUCCGACCAAGGACUCCUAGAAGCCGAAGAAAUGGAUACUGUGCUCCAUGUCAGCAAUCGAGCGGACGUUCUCAUUCUGGCAGGACAGGCACAGCGCAGUAGCCUCAGUCUGGAGGACAAGCGGUUUCUCUGUGAUAAGGAUCUGCAACUGUCCAUAAGCGCAACUUCAACUAGCAUCAGUCCACAGAUUCUUCUUGGAUGCGCGGACAUGUUCACACUUCUAAGCAAUGGGCUAGCACCGCUGUACGUACUUCCUUCUGGGUUGCAGUUGAUCCCUUCGAGAUUGGGAUAUCUGGUUGCAGGACGCAACCACAGCUUUACAGAAACAAUAAAGGAAGGAGGACGGACGGUGAAGUUCUGCAUGCAGUCACAGACAAUACAUUUCCAUGGGUAA